AUGCCGGCGUCGGAGCUACUGGAGGAGCUCAAGACUCUGAUGAGGGAGGAGGCAAGGCUCUCUCGUGCUGCCAAGGAGCUGCGGGGUCGACAUUUUCGCGUCAGCAGGUUGGAGGAGGAGGCAGAAAGCCUGAGGACGCAGGUAGAAGACGCCAUGGUAACUACACAGAUCGAUGCCAGGGCGAUAGUGGAGGAGAACAGAGAGCUGCGCAUGCUGGUGAGAGCCGCCGAACAAGAUGCCAUGAUGGCGCUUCAAGAGCUUUCCCGCGUGCAAGCUCAAGCUAUCAGUGCCGUGCGGAGGGUCAUGAGCUCGGAGGAGGAGGUGGAGGAGGACGACGGCAAGGACAGGAACCAGGGCGAGGAGGAGGAGGUGGUGGAGGAGGAGGAGGAGACACGGCAUGCGAGGUUUCCUUUUUAG
Guillardia theta CCMP2712 is the source of this 417-nucleotide messenger RNA. RefSeq lists its product as hypothetical. The transcript has a single exon. NCBI's taxonomy places the organism in Eukaryota, Cryptophyceae, Pyrenomonadales, Geminigeraceae. The coding region runs from base 1 to 417 and encodes 138 amino acids. The record is from RefSeq and is a predicted model, not a curated record.